This is a messenger RNA of Triplophysa rosa, 879 nucleotides long. RefSeq names its product adhesion G-protein coupled receptor G6 (gene adgrg4b). The transcript has 4 exons. The coding region runs from base 70 to 639 and encodes 189 amino acids. Gene Ontology annotation, cellular component: membrane. NCBI's taxonomy places the organism in Eukaryota, Metazoa, Chordata, Actinopteri, Cypriniformes, Nemacheilidae. The record is from RefSeq and is a predicted model, not a curated record. Gene Ontology annotation, molecular function: G protein-coupled receptor activity. Gene Ontology annotation, biological process: adenylate cyclase-activating G protein-coupled receptor signaling pathway.
AGCUACAUAGCCCUCAUACUCCUAUGCAACAGCUCUAUCUUCUUAGUGGUUCUGGUCCAGAUACGAAACAUGCAGAUCAAUCAGCCCGCUGGCACUCGCAGUGGUCUCUCGAAAGACCUGCGUGCAGUCGUAAGCCUUACCUUUCUGCUGGGUCUCACCUGGGCUCUGGCUUUUCUUGCCUGGGGUCCUGUCAAAGUGUUUCUUCUCUACCUGUUCUCCAUACUCAAUAGCCUUCAAGGAUUCUUUAUUUUUUUGUUCCACUGCCUCAUGAAGGAAAAUGUACGUAAGCAAUGGAGAGUGCAUUUAUGCUGUGGGGUUUUCAAGCUGCAAGACUACUCUGAAUGGACUCAAACAGCAAUGGAGGUUACCAAGCCUAAACCCAAUCCACCAAAUAAGCUCCCUUUUAUUGCAUCUGUGAGAUCCAUCAAGUCUAAUUCAACCCAGAGCUCAUCGGUUUCCUCAGAAUACAGCCAACAUCAAGCGUCUAUCACAGGACCCAACAUGGAUGUUGUAUAUGACAACAGUUUGGUAAUACCAAGGGCCAGGACAGGACUGUUGCCUCUAGCCACAGGAAGUGGACAUGAUUUUUUCCCAAGGCUGACAAAGGAUGGCUCAGACAUAGACAUUUAUAAUAAAUAAUGGUGAUUGUGUGUUAUCUACUACUCUAUUUAGAUAACUUUCAGUUUUAAAAUGUUACCUGGAUUUUUAAAGAGAAAUGAAUACCAUGUUAUAGAAGAUCUUCACAAGAAAGUAUAGUAACAAAUAAGCCAAAUGUUGCAUCAUAUAACGGAAAUAUCUAAACAAACUAUGUUGUUUUAGCAAAACAUUAUGUAAAUACUCAGACUUGAUUGAUGGUCACUGUACUAAGUAUGCACCUGA